CCCUUAGCGACAAGCCGGGAGACGCCGGGAAAGCCUUAGAUACAGAUAGCAAUAGCAUCGCGCCCGCCCUGGGUUACCGCUACUCCGGUUUACCGUUAUGAAGUUAACCCGGAAGCAGGUGCUAUCAAGAGCAAAGGCCUCGGAGCUGGAGAGCAUCCGGAAGCUGAACUGUUGGGGCAGUCGGCUCACAGACAUCUCAAUAUGCCAUGAACUUCCAAACAUUGAAGUUAUGACGUUAAGUGUAAAUAGCAUAUUCACAUUGGAACCACUAAGUCAUUGUCAGAAUCUGACUGAGCUCUACUUGAGAAAGAACAAUAUUUCCAACUUGUGUGAGCUGUAUUACUUGAAACAACUUCCUAGACUUAAGAUCCUAUGGCUAUCUGAGAAUCCUUGCUGUGGUACAGAUCCACAUAAAUACAGAAUGACUGUGAUUCGUAAUCUUCCCAACCUUCAGAAACUUGACAAUCAAGCAGUAACAGAGGAAGAAGUGGCACAGUCCAUGACAGAAGGUGAAAACAUCACAACAACGCCUUCUGAAAAUCUAGAGAAUACAGAAAAUGGUCAACUUGAGACAACUGCAGACCAAACCAGUGCUGAGGCUACCUCAGAGACAGACACAGACUUGCUGAACUUUAGCAUGGAGGAAACAAACAAAAUUCGGGAACAGUUAGGCAUGAAACCUCUCCCCAGGGACAAAUUUUCUUCGUUUUCAUCACCAGUGGAGGGGAAUGGAAGCAGGAAGAAACGGAAUAACAUUCUUAAUGCUGUUUUACUACUAUUGAAAGACCUGGACAAAGAAGGUUUGGAAAUUGUUCAAAGAACUGCUGGAAACAGACUUCAUCAGCUGCAAAAGAAAGAACUCCAACAGGAUAGAUAAAUUCUAAAUCGCUGCUUUUUUUUGUCUGGAAUCCUAGAGUCUCUAAGGUGCAAUCCAGGCAAAACUUAAGCUAUGCACACUUCAUUAUACUUAAUAUGCUGCUCUGUUCCAUCAAAUCAUGUGGAAAAAAAAGUAUUUGCAGCCAUAUCCUAGAAGCAAAUUCUAUUAGUUUUGGCCAUUACAUAUUUCAGCCAGAAUGAGCCCAUCUGCAUUAAAUGUAUGUGUUCUAAUCCCUAUCCAGAAUAAAUAUUUGCAGUUUCUUGUUUACAAAGCAGAGCUUACUUCAGGCAGGUAGUAUAAUUAGCUAAGUUAGCUUUUAGGCACAAGUUAUUAAUAAAAUGCUCCUGGGGCAUAUAAUGAGGUGAAUUUUCACGCUGAAUAAAACAAACUGAAGUAAUAAAAUUAAAUAAAGAGAUCUGCCUUUUUUAUAUAUCUCAAAGUAGUGAUCCUCCACGGAAAUAUAAGACUUAAUAACAGGCUGAAAACCAGUUUUUUCUAAAGUCACAAACUGCAGAACAUCAGUAAUGAAGUGGUGACUUGUAUUUUAAAAUAUACUCCAAAUAAUUUAGCUUUCUGAAUAGUGUUACUUUGUUACAACUAUUACUUAGUUUUUAAAAACAUAUGUUAUGAAAUAUUUCACUUAUUAAUUUUGUGUUUGUGAUCUGAUUGGCAAAUAUCUGCUACCUGGCAAACAUUGGAUGUGUUCUGUUAAAAUUCUUUGUGUAUAUGUAUAACAUGAAAUUGGUCAAAUAUUUAAUGCUUGUCUGCAGUAUCCUAUAUUUUCCCUUGAAAGCGUUUAUCUAUUACCUGCUACUCCAGCUGUAAUGCAAUGCAACUUUCGUCAAACACUAGGCAUUCACAAACUCAGCAGCUGACAAACAUCUUGACACACAGGCUGACUAACUCACACUGACAUUUACGUAGACUGAUAUUCACUGACAAAAAGUGUCAUGAAGUCCAGGCAGAACACGGCAACUACUCGUCUUACUGCAUAUGGGAAUUAAAGUUAUCUCCUAAUGCAGAGGUAGGACUACAUCUCCCCUUAUGCUUUGCCAACAUUAUGUCUGUAAGAGCAUUGUGGUAGAUGUAGUCCACAACUUCUAUAAUGCUGAAGGUUGCCUUCCUCUGUCCUUAUGCAUGACCUUUUUUCAAAAUCACUCUGCAGCCAGUAGGAACACUAGUUUUGUACACUAUAGCAAUAUAAACCAACAGCACUGGACAUUAUAAAAACACUCCCUGCAGAAUCUGCCUGUUUUGGAGUUAUUUACUUACAACAUCGUUAUUCAAUAAGCUAACUCAUAAGCAUUUUCCGAUUUAACUAUUAUGUUUGGUUUGGGGAAAUAUUUUAUUUGAAAUCAAAUAAAGCACUAGAAUCUGUACACUAUGCAAGCAAGCACUGGGAUUUAUAAAUCCAACGUUUCCAUGGCAUUCAAUAUUAGACAGCACCGACAUGUUUCACUAUUUUCAAAAAGAUGCAAAGAAACUGGACUUCACUUUUGGAGAGAAAAGCAAUACAAAUAUAAAAAAUAU
Pelobates fuscus (common spadefoot toad) is the source of this 2407-nucleotide messenger RNA. RefSeq names its product cilia and flagella associated protein 410 (gene CFAP410). Gene Ontology annotation, biological process: mRNA splicing, via spliceosome; cytoskeleton organization. Gene Ontology annotation, molecular function: protein binding. The record is from RefSeq and is a predicted model, not a curated record. The transcript has 7 exons. Gene Ontology annotation, cellular component: U4/U6 x U5 tri-snRNP complex. Lineage: Eukaryota; Metazoa; Chordata; Amphibia; Anura; Pelobatidae. The coding region runs from base 98 to 877 and encodes 259 amino acids.